Molecule: messenger RNA, 2656 nt
Organism: Phymastichus coffea
Lineage: Eukaryota; Metazoa; Arthropoda; Insecta; Hymenoptera; Eulophidae
Product: aquaporin AQPAe.a-like
Exons: 5
Coding region: 215-1063 (282 amino acids)
Biological process (GO): transmembrane transport
Cellular component (GO): plasma membrane
Molecular function (GO): water channel activity
Source: RefSeq, a predicted model, not a curated record
AUUACAGGCUGAGGCGAUAGUUUCGCAGCCACGAGUCUCGCAGCCGGUUCAGCUCUCUCGCUAAUACUCGCGUGCAUUAUCGCCAGUGCUGUCGUGGUACAAAGUGCGCGUGUUGACCCUGACUUUGGCCGUUCGCAUAUCGAUCGCACAGAACUGAGCGUGCGCCUGCCACCCUGUCACUUCUACACGCGCAGCUGCAACCCGAUAGUGAAACAUGUCUUCCAGUGUGCCUUCCAAAUUCAAAAAGAUGGUGCAAGGAAAAUCAUCUGUCAAGGAUUUAAUGGUAUCAUCUCUAGCUGAAGUACUAGGAACGGCUAUUCUAGUGUUCUUAGGAUGCUUGGGAUGUAUGGGAGGCUUUACAGGUACACCAGUGGUUAUUCAAACAACAUUGAAUUUUGGUAUUGCAGUUUUAAUAGUUAUUCAGUGCUUUGGACACAUAAGUCACGCACACGUUAAUCCGUCGAUGACAGUUGGGUCAAUGAUACUUGGUUUGAAAUCUAUUCAGGAAGGGGCUUGCUAUAUUAUAGCACAAUGUAUUGGCGCUGUGCUUGGAUAUGGAUUACUAAAGGCAAUCACACCCGCUGGCUACCUAUCAGCCUUCAAAUUCCCAUCCGACUCUGAAAGCCUUCAUGACCCGGAAUACGAUAAUUUUUGCGUAACAAACUUGCACCCCCAAGUAUCUGCACUAAGUGGUCUUCUAAUCGAGGGUAUCUCCACAGCAAUCCUCAUGCUGAUAGCCUGCGCCGUGUGGGACAAGCGCAACGCUCACAAUACUGACUCAGUAGCCAUUAAAUUUGGUCUGAGUGUUUGUGCUCUUGCGACUUCUGUUGGGCCUUACACUGGCUGUAGUAUGAAUCCCGCAAGGUCGUUUGGUCCUGCACUAUGGAACAGCAAUUGGGACAACCAUUGGGUAUACUGGUUUGGACCGAUUGGAGGUGCAUUGCUCGCCUCGUUGGCUUACAAGACUGUUUUUUCGCCCAAGGACGACGAGGACGAGGAGAUGACUAUUCCGGAGAAUGUGGCUCUCAACAGCGUUGACUCACACAAACCGGAGCACAUUUGAUUGUGAUUUGUGAAAAAUAUACUAAAUAAACAACACUCUUCGAUAUUAUUCAAGAGAGGAAAGUAAUAAACAUCACGAAAUGUUUUUAAGAACUGAAGUGAUAAAAAAAUAAAAGACUGUAGAAGAAGAUACUAAUGUGUAUGUGAUUACAUGUGUAAAAAAGAUAAGUUUACGUUCAUGCUGGCUGAAUUUACCUUAAAAGAUACCGAAAAUUUUAAAAACGACCCUAGGAAAGUAUUUUAUUCUUGGUUUAGUAAUUCUAUUAAACAAUUGGAUGAAUAUUUUACGUUAAAAAUUAAUUUAUCAUGAGAUGAAUGUACAUCUUGAAUACGAAGAAUGUGUGAUUUCGCAAAUAAAUACAAUAAGUGUGAUUACUUUUUCAAAAUCUUUAGGGUCUAUUGCCAAACUAUAAAAAGAUUCAUAGAGAAAAAAUGUUUAUAAACUAUCUAAAAAACUAUUUUUUACGAAUCAAAUUAAAUCAUUCAUAUUCAAUGAUAUGGCAUUAAUGCAGAAGAAAUUGUUAACUUUAUAAGUGAAAUGUUACGUGAAGACCAAUAAGAAAAUUAAGAGGUUUUACUAUAUUAACAUGUUAUAUUUUUAAGGUAAAUCAAAAGACUAAAUACACAAAAAAAGUUUAUUCGGUCAAGGCAUUUUUUACAAUCUUUUCAGCUCAUGCUAUUUAUAAAAUGUAAUAUUACUUCUGUAAGUACAGAAUGAUCUUCAUUCCUCAAUAUAUGAGUUGUCAAAUCACGCAAAAUGUUUUGAAUAGUGAAGAAGUUGUUAUUAUUGUAAAGAAAUUGAAUACAGUACCAAAAAAUUAAUUUGUAUUUUUUUAACAACAUUAUUAUUUAUAAAAAUAGCGUGUCAUAAUUAAGAUGGAAAAGACGUUCGCACAGACCUAUCACUGAUCAGGUCUUAUUUAAUGAUGAAACUCAAAAUUAUAGUUGCAAUAGAACAAUAGUACUCGAUAAAUAUGAUGUUGUAUAUGAAUUUUGUUCAAGUAUGUUUUAUAAAAUAUUAGUUAAAAGCUUUUUGUUGAAAAUAUGUAGUAUAAAAUAAUGUAAAGUUGAAGUUUAUUAAUAGAUUGACAACUUUGGAUGUUACAGUAGAAAAACAAUCAAAGCAUUCGUGAAAACACCUACAGGAAUGCAAUAAUCAUAUUUCAAGUGCAUAAUAAUUCUAUUAAUAUUCGCAUUGAAUCUUUUUGCCAAUUACACUUUAAUCUAAAAGAAACUGUCAUCACAAUACUUUUAGAUUGUUAACUCAUUCCUAUUUGAUUUUAUACAUUUUUCUGAUCUAUAGUCUGUCUUCUAACUUCAUCUUAUAAGUAAAAGGCUUUUAAACUUCAAUGCCACUAAUUAAUAUUUUUAAUUAAUUAGUGAAUUGAAUUUAAUGAAUUAUACAAUAUUUCGUUAAAUUAGAAGUCUAAUUAUAAGGUAUAUGUAUUGACACUAUGUAAAUUAUUGCUUAAAAUAUGCCCAAUAGUAUAAUAAUAUGCACUUGUAAAUGUGUACAUAAAACUGUGGGUAAAAGUGAAAUACUAAUAUUUUUAUAAAAUUUCGUGUACAAACAAUUAUGAAUAAAAUAAUAACA